Molecule: messenger RNA, 2705 nt
Organism: Pisolithus orientalis
Lineage: Eukaryota; Fungi; Basidiomycota; Agaricomycetes; Boletales; Pisolithaceae
Exons: 11
Coding region: 325-2508 (727 amino acids)
Source: RefSeq, a predicted model, not a curated record
CCUAGUUGGUCGUAAAUCGAAACAUGACAUUUGACAGGAGGCCUGUUAGAAUGUUCUGUGACACGCUUCCUGGCACAGUCACUGUGCCCUUAGAUAUGCACACCGGUCCGGCGCCCAUACUUACUAUUAGACCAGCAGUGAGGGUGCAGCACGGGGCCCGCGAUUGCUCCGAGUUCGGCAACCCUUCGAGUCAUUCGAUGCAGUGGGCCCACCUUCUACAUACUCGCAGGGACAGCUGAGUGCCGCACUGCCUCAUCGACGUCACGCACCUGUGCCACUAGACUUAUAUAUACCUGUGGGCCAGAAACAACCCCAAUUGAGUGGAUGGUCAUGCCAGAAGAUGUACCCCCACCCAUCUACACUGAACAUGCAAAUUUCACCACGGAGACUAGAAUGCCAACGCAACCGCGCCUUACUGAUCCCAUAUUACCCCCACUGACGCCCAGCAAUAACACCCGUAUCAACCCAGCAAAUGGACGGAGUCAUCGGACACAGAGAAAAAUAUAUCUCGUGACCCCCUCCCAACUCAAAGGUCAUCUGGCGCUCCUACAUGCGUUUCAUGAGUUGAGGAAGAAAGUACAAGAAGGCGCGGAUAACAGGUUCCCACAACGUACGCGAACUUUGGAUGGGGAGCGGAGAUGGACCUGGUUUGUGUCGUUGGCUGUUGAGAGGUUCGAGCGGUGGUGCACCUCGAUCAGGGACACGGAUGAGGAAUGGAUGGGUCUGCCACCUAUCGAUGUUGUAAUGGUGUGGCAUGCCUAUCUUCUCAAUCCUAGCUGGUACGCCGAAGACACCACUCGGAUUCUUGCCCUGGAGACGCUCGCUAAGUAUAGCCGGGCUAUGGCGGUCUGUCUCGAUUGUCCCGUGCUCCUGACGACCCAAACGCCGCAUGCUGCACGCGUUCAGACAUGGCAAACACGCACUGGCACGCCGUACGACCCGUUCGAUGCCAUGGGUGUGUUGACACAGAAACCAGUGAAGUGCCCAAAGUGUGAAAGCACUUUCUCCGUUGCCUUUCAUGAUUCCUCGGGAAGAGGUUAUACCCAAAGCUGCUUCAAGGCAUUAUGUUCCUGCGGAUUGAGUAUCACUAAGGACAUGCUAGGCAUGGCUAAGUUCCUCAGGAACGUUCUAGAGCCAAUGGCUCCCGGAAAAUAUCUCGCUGGUACAUUGCAUACCCCUCAAGAUGCUUGCGAUACAGUACGCGCCGAGAAGAUCAGACAAAUGAUUUUGGGUUCUGCAGCUCUUGCCAAAUUCUUUAACAAUUCUUCCGCUUCUGGUGCACGACCAACCGGUGGAUCUAUGCCAACCGUUCAGGAUAUUAUGGGGGUGAACAAGUGGGAAGCGGUGAAAUUGAGGAGGGAGAUAUUGGAGAGUGUUCGUGUAAAGACGAUGUACGCGGUCUUUUUUUCUCUCUCGAGAAGGUAUUCGACUAAGGAAUUGCUAACGUUGCGGAUGGAUAGAACGAGAAGGGUUUUGGGCGCCUAUACAGACGAUAGAAUGUUUUCUAUAGAUCUCGUUGGAGCUGUUAUCCGGCAAUCCUCUUUCACGCAGAAAAUGUACGAUUUAGGGUGGACGAACCCUGGAUUCUUCGAUUCAGAGGAGGAUGCUGUGGUGCUGAAGCAUUGUAUUGCUCGGUACAAGGGCUUCCUGGGCCUCAUGACUGAAUCGCCAGGCUCAUUCUUUGUCCCCACACUCGAUAUAGAUCUUGCGUGGCAUACCCACCAGCUGACUGCGCGGAGGUAUGAAGAAGAGUGUAUGGAGCUAGUAGGGCGGUAUGUCAACCAUGAUGAUAAAGUGGAAGAGGAUAGGCUGGCUACGUCGUUUGAUGUGACUUGUCGUGCCUGGCAGGACCGGUAUGGUUUACCUUAUAUGUUCUGUGGAUGUGCCCUACCCGGAGAAACGAUUGGACAGCGUCUUCGGCGUGCGUUUGGGUGUCUGCAGGUCAACGAUGGCGAGGGCAGUGGUGGCCACGAUUACAGAUCAUUUGUUCCAGACGCUGGGACGGGAGCUGCAGCUACACACCCAAGUGAUCACAAUUCGGUGUUCUUGAUGCACAAGAGGCACCAAGGAACGCUCGCGCGGAGGAAGCGACGGGCGAAGAUUGAAGGAAGACGUGCAAGAGAGUUGAAGCAGAUGGAAGAUGAGGAGAAAGAGGACUCAGCUGGUAUUGAGGGCAAGACGAAGUUCAGGCUUAAUGCGAGGGAGAAGAAGGCGUUGUGGAGGUCAGACCACGAGCCGGCAUUCUUGAUGCCUGUACCGUUGCUCAUAUACGCGCCUGAUGGGUGUGUCGCUGCGACCUCGAAUGCAGUGGAUGGUGUGGUGUGUGGAGGGUGUGGUGCUGGGGGAUGUGGGUCGGGAUGUGCGGCCGGGAUGGGAGGGUGUUCUGGGAGUGCCUGCGGUGGGGGGUGUAGUGGAGGUGGAUGCGGAGGGGGUGGAUGUGGCGGGGGUGGAUGUGGCGGGGGUGGAGGGUGUGGUGGUGGAGGUGGGUGCGGCGGCGGAGGAUGUUGACAUGUGUCGUCGUUGUUGCUUUUGUAGGUUCUUCGACUCGACCACCUCUCGGGAGGAUGUGGUAGCAGAUUAUCAGAUUACUGUAAUCAAUCCAGGGACUCUGUAUUUGUAUACAAGUAUGUAUGUCUCUCUCCACCUGACAGAUUGGCUCCACAGGAAUACUUUGGUGUUUCAUUUCCCAUGCACGUUUCGGUGCA